GUUAUUCAAUUCAUAUCAUUAUUGGACGUUUUUUAUUGUCCUUAUAACUAGCAUAAAGAACAGUAUAGUCCCAAGGUCACUUUGUCGUAAGUUUACAACAACAGAAGACGCCAGGAAAAAGAGCAUUCAUGCAAAGAGUCCUAUUUAAAGCGUCAUCAAUGUUUAUCCACUGACCCGAACUAUAACAUUAAGACAAUAUCGUAAUUCUGCAAAGAAACCGGGAAUUUCACUGAACAAUACAAGACUUGGACAACAUACACCGUACGUAAUGCUCUCCAAUACAAAUAAUAGCAAUAGAAUUUGGGAAAUAAUUCGCGGUCAGGAUCCAUGCAUGGUCCCGGUGUAUCAAGACGAUUCCGGGUUUCCAUCUACUCUGGUUAUAUCGAAGGAUGGGAAUUCGAGCUAUCUUCGAGCGAUUGUGUUCGGUACGGAUUCGUCUGUCACAAUGGAUAUAUUAGAAAUUCCAUCCGAUUGUGAUUUUUCCGACGUUUCCUAUGACCAGAAAGAACAUUAUACGUCUAGCCUAACUAAAAACAAAGUUUGUGAUUUACCCGAAGUCUUUACGAAUAAACAACCACCACCCCCAAAUCCUGUUGGUGUAAAUCGAAACGCGAUUUUUCCUGAGGAUCAUUCUCAAAUUGGAAACACAGUACACAGAGGGCUCAAUGGCACCACCGCACCGAAAAACAUGGCAAAUAUCUUUGAAGGCCCAACUCCCGCGGGCUAUGGACAAACUGGAAAAUCUCUGAUGCUCCGUCGGCUGCUAGAACGUGAAUCUAACUACGGUUUAGAAUACCAUCAGAAACCUUUACCACAACAAACAUUAACGCAUUCUAGGCCUCUAGUGAGCAUGCACACAGGCGUCUCAUCUAAAUACUUUUGUGACGAUAUUAAUCUUGCGAGACAAUGCAAUGGAAGUUCUUCCGUAGAUUGGAGAAUAUUAUCUACUGACAUUUCUAUGCGUAGUAAAAGCACAGGAGACGAAGAUAAAAUCAGUACAAUAAGCGAAGGUGCCAUAGGAUUGACAGCACACCAAAAAGAGUCCACUCGAAUGCGGCAAUCCAACUAUCGCCCACUAUCUCAUCAUGAACGUCAAAAUAGGUAUUUGGAAUGUUUGAAGACAAUAAAAAGGCGGCCAUAUAAACGGAAAUUAAAGCUAGUUACACAGGAACUGGCAACGCCUACACAAGUAACAGAAACAUCGACAACAUAAUUACUCCGAUAAAAUGUGUACAGAUGUAUUCCAAUGUUUCCAACAGUGUUUGAGUCUGCGUUCUAUGCUAUUCAGUUGUGGUACAUUAUUCUGUGGCGAAUACUCUUAAAAAGCCAAUAUAAUAAGAUUAACAUGAGAAAAAAUGUUUUCUUUUGUUCAAUUCAGUGAAUUAUUGGAGGAAUUACAUAAAGUUACAUAGUAGGCAUGUGCUUAUGAUGAGAUCUAGAUCUGCCGUGGUACGUUUACCAUAAUUUCUCCUUUCUUACUUCAAAGUCGAUCGGCAGUGACACGUAUAAUAAGAGCUCUUUUCUUUCUCACGUCCUGAGCCCAGUGACGUAUCUAGAAGUCUUAAAAUGGGGCUGCUGACUGGGGGCGCGAAGGUGAAGUGUGUGGGGGAGGGGGCCUCGAUGAUCAGUUGAUGGGCGCUAAUUCGCAAAAUAAGGUGAUUUUAGGUGAUUUUGAACUACUUGACCGUGAUUUUUUGGGGCGACUUGGGGAGACUUGACUACCACGGUGCGUCAACCGUCAAACCUCCUUCCUAUCAUGCAUCCUUCAAGAUGAAUUUUCAGGCUCCGGAAGAAAAAAAAACUUGUGGUAUGCCUAUUUGUAUAAAUGGUUUUUCUAAGACACAAACAUGGUGUUGACGAAAAACUCGGAAACGGUUAAUGAGAUACAGAGACUUAAAUAUGUAAAAACUGGGAGAAAAUGUGAGAAAAAGGGUGGUUACGCCAAUUUCUCCUAGUUUUUAAAUAAUCAAAAAUCUGGAGCUCAUUAACCGUUGUCAAGUUUUUCGUCAGACACGAUAUUUGUACGUGUCUCGGCUUUAUUGAAAAAAAUUGAAUUUAAUUGAAUAUAUGCUGAUCGGCAGUAAAUUGCCAGUAAAUAAACAUCACGAAUAACUAAUAUUACGUUAGUUGUAAUAUCAAUAAAUAGCUCUUUGUUUGGCGAGACUUUUUUUAACCUUGUCUCGUGGGUAAAGUAAAUAUUAUUUAGCAAAUAAUUUAGCCAAAAACAUCCAGACAACCAGAAGAG
This is a messenger RNA of Anneissia japonica, 2245 nucleotides long. RefSeq lists its product as uncharacterized. The coding region runs from base 269 to 1213 and encodes 314 amino acids. The transcript is spliced from 2 exons. NCBI's taxonomy places the organism in Eukaryota, Metazoa, Echinodermata, Crinoidea, Comatulida, Comatulidae. The record is from RefSeq and is a predicted model, not a curated record.